AUGAAUUCUUCGAUCAACUCCAGCGCAAUUUCCACGACCGAAACCUACGUCACAGAACUGGACGUGGUCAUCUUCUCCUUAGCGAUGAUGUUGUCCUUCUUUAUCUGCACGGUCAACAUCUUGACCAUCCUCGUCAUUUGGCGAACGCCACAGCUCCGCACGUUCGCCAACGUCUACGUCACCAGCCUCGCUUUGGCCGACUUCCUGAUCGGCCUUGAACUGGCCUUCACCUCCUUCUUCUUCCUGCCAUCCACGCGUGUGGAUAUCUUCUACAAGCACAUCCGCGCAUGUCUCAUGAUGAAUGGAUUCAACAUCGGGAUGACGGGGGUAUCCAUUAUCCACAUGGCGAUUGUGGCUGUGGAUCGCUACAUCUACAUCACCAAGCCGUAUUUUUACGAGAGAGCCAUAACCAAGCGUGUCGUUGUGUUUUUUAUUUUACUAGCGUGGAUCGUAGGGCUAACCUAUAGCAUCCUGCCGCAGUUUUACCAUAACAAUUACGGGGAAAUCCCCGUAUGUCACGUUACUGAAAUUUUCCCGAUUUGGCAUCUUUUCUACGGUUCAUGGAGCUUAUACUUCAUCACAUCAACCGUCAUACUCAUCAUGUAUUUACUCAUACUGCGCGCCGCUGUUAAACAGCGCAAGGCAAUCCACGCUUUCGGCCCUACGGGAAUUCCCUCAAACUCACAAAUAAACAACGGGUUUUCCCGGCACGCUAUGAAAACCCUCAAGUUUUUUUUCACCGUUUUCGGUGCCUUUUUCGUGUGCCUGACUCCGUGUGUUGUCGUCUUGGGCGUGGACUUCUACGUCACGGUGCCGGCCAUGCUGUACCGGGUGCUCUCUGUACUGGCCUUCACCAACUCUGGGAUGAACUUCAUCAUUUUCACCGCCCAGAACCGCUGCUUCCGUCACGCUCUGCUGAAGAUGCUGCGGUGCCCGGUCAAGCAGAGACACAACCCGUUUGAUAUUGAAUGCACGUUCACAACCAACCAAGCGCAUCGUUCUAGCAGAUAA
Molecule: messenger RNA, 1011 nt
Organism: Physella acuta
Lineage: Eukaryota; Metazoa; Mollusca; Gastropoda; Physidae
Product: adenosine receptor A3-like
Biological process (GO): G protein-coupled receptor signaling pathway
Cellular component (GO): membrane
Molecular function (GO): G protein-coupled receptor activity
Source: RefSeq, a predicted model, not a curated record